Molecule: messenger RNA, 1078 nt
Organism: Sabethes cyaneus
Lineage: Eukaryota; Metazoa; Arthropoda; Insecta; Diptera; Culicidae
Product: glutathione S-transferase 1-like
Exons: 1
Coding region: 394-1020 (208 amino acids)
Biological process (GO): glutathione metabolic process
Molecular function (GO): glutathione transferase activity
Source: RefSeq, a predicted model, not a curated record
AGCGCAAAUCACCCAGAGGGAGUGUUUCCAUUUUUGGACCAACAUCUCCAUUUGCGUGCUUACUAGAACUUAGUACGACGGAGCGGUUGCACAACUAGAACCUUCAAAACGCGUACCCAACGCAUAAAUUUGCAUGUUUUAUGGUGCUGAGAAUGUAGACCGAAAGUAUCCGGCUCUACCACAGCAGCAGUGUACCGAUUGGCUGGAGCGUCGAGCAUCAAGAAUAACCUUCAACCAUCGGCAUCGACAGUAUGCAGGCAGGCAGAGUCGAGAGUCGACUAGACUAAGCUAAUCGCACGUUCAGUUCAUUCGUGGAUGACUAUCGCGCAGCAAGUUUUUUUCUCGUACGAGUUAAUACAAUAAAACAGAAAUUCGCGUUUACACCCUCGCACAAUGCCGAAGCUCUACUAUCUCCGGGAGUCGGCACCCUCACGGGCCGUUCAGAUGACCGCACUGGCCGUCGGUGUCGAGUUGGAGUUGAUGGAGUUGAACGUCACGAAAGAUGAACCGCGCAGGCCAGACUACGAACGGGUCAGUCCGCAGUACAGCAUUCCAACGUUAAAGGACAAGAGCCUGGUCCUGUGGGAGAGCAGAGCGAUUCAAAUUUAUUUGGUGGAUCAGUACGGCCAGAACGACAAUUUGUACCCUAAGGAUCCGGCCAAACGGGCGAAGGUUAACGAGCGAAUGUUUUUCGAUGCGUGCAUCCUGUAUCAUCGAUUUUCCGAGUAUUACCAUGAGCAGGUUUUCGGAGGGCUGGAAGGCGAUCUCAAGAAGAUGGGCGCCCUGGAGCAUGCCGUUCGGAUGCUGGAUCUGUUUCUCGAAGGGCAAUCUUACGUAACGGGCCAAAACAUGACGAUUGUUGACCUCAGCAUGCUGGCCACGAUUGCUACCAUGAACGCACUCGGAUUUGAUUUGGAGCGUUAUCAAAACGUAAGUGAGUGGUAUAAACACAUGAACAAUGUCGCCCCAGGUGCCGAAAUCAACGAAGAAGGGGCCAAGGCAUUCGGCACUUUUAGCUAGCUAGUAGAGUGUAAUCGCUGUUGUUUGUCAUUAAAAGUUUAAAUUAAAAAUACGGUUU